AUGUCGUACCCAUGUUGUGUGUGUCCGUGCUUCAUAGGUGGUAGGUUUUCUGGACAUCUAACUCUUCUGCUUCAUUGUUCAGAUUAUGUGCUGGAAGGGAGUGAAGCAGGUCGGCUACUUCGCUCCAUAAGAGUGGGUUUUACUAUGGAAAAAUCAAGUUCCCUCCGGAGUAUCCCUACAAGGUCUUUCUAUGGCAGCCCGACUUUCCGAAAAUUGUUUCAAGAGUACGUGGAUAAGUACAAGCAGCAGCAGCAGCAGCAACAGCAAGUUAAUUCAGAACGUUUAUCACCAGAAUCACUUCAAAGAGAAAACUCGAAACCUGAUGCAGACAAUUCAGGGGAAGACGUUAAAAAGGUGGACAUUUCAACACCUUGUCAAGAUCCCCUCAUAUCCUAA
This is a messenger RNA of Gossypium arboreum, 396 nucleotides long. Its product is annotated as ubiquitin-conjugating enzyme E2 34-like. The record is from RefSeq and is a predicted model, not a curated record. The coding region runs from base 1 to 396 and encodes 131 amino acids. The transcript has 2 exons. NCBI's taxonomy places the organism in Eukaryota, Viridiplantae, Streptophyta, Magnoliopsida, Malvales, Malvaceae.